Myotis daubentonii (Daubenton's bat) is the source of this 1242-nucleotide messenger RNA. Its product is annotated as RNA exonuclease 1 homolog. The coding region runs from base 1 to 1242 and encodes 413 amino acids. Lineage: Eukaryota; Metazoa; Chordata; Mammalia; Chiroptera; Vespertilionidae. The transcript has a single exon. The record is from RefSeq and is a predicted model, not a curated record.
AUGGAGUCAGCCAGCCUGCCCCAGGCUGCCCAGGAUCUGGCCCCGAAGUCCCCUUCCAUCCACCUCUCAGCUGCCAGAGACAAGGAUGCCACAGAGAAGGAGCUGAAGGAGGAGAAGGCGGCCUACCACCAGAGCCCCAGUAAGAGGAUGGACCGUGUCGUGUCUGCAAACACCUUCCACAAGACGCAGGGCCUGGAACCCGGCCCUGGAGCCAGUCUCCACAAGACCCAGGACAGAGGGGCUGUGUGCCAGGAGGUGGUGCUGGGGGGCAAGUUGGCCGCCCAGACGAGCUUCUCGCUGCAGCGCCCGGACAGCUUCCCUGAAGAGGAUCCUUUGCAAGGGGCCGCUCUUUACCAGCGCCUCAAGGAGCACCUGCUAACCGAGGCCCAGCUCAAGGAGAAUGGCUACCCCUUCGCGCACCCCAAGCGGCCCGGGGGCGCUGUCCUCUUCACCACCCAAGAGAAGCUGCCCCCAGAUGCCUCCUGCAGGCUGUGCUGCCGCUGUGGCACCCAGUACCUCGUGGCCCCCUCGGGCCGCUGUGUGCACCAGGAAGAAUGUCACUACCACUGGGGGCGGCUGCGCCCCACUCCAGCGGCUGGGGGCUGGGAGAUUCAGUACACGUGCUGCUCGGCCCCCAUCGGCUCCCCUGGCUGCCAGGUGGCCCAGCAGCACGUGCAGGACGGCCGCCAGCAGGACCUGCAGGGCUUCGUGCAGACCUUGGACAAAGAGCUGCCCGCAGGGGCUCACCCUGGCAUCUACGCCCUGGACUGUGAGAUGAGCUACACCACCGCUGGCCUGGAGCUGACCCGCGUCAGCGUGGUGGACAGCGCCCUGCGGCUGGUGUACGACACCUUCGUCAGGCCGGACCGCGACAUCGUCGACUACAACACCAGGUUUUCCGGAGUCACCGCGGCUGACCUGGCCCGCACCAGCACCUCCAUCCGGGACGUCCAGGCCGCCCUGCUGACGCUCUUCAAUGCCCGCACCAUCCUCCUCGGACACAGCCUGCAGAGCGACCUGCUGGCUUUGAAGCUCAUUCACGGCACCGUGCUGGACACAUCUGUGCUCUUCCCGCACCACCGGGGCCUCCCCUACAAGCGCUCCCUUCGCAACCUCGCGGCUCACUACCUCGGACACGUCAUCCAGGACCGGACGGGUGGCCACAGCUCCAUCGAGGACGCCAGCGCCUGCAUGCGCCUGGUCAUCUGGAAGAUGGGACAAGACACCAAGACUCAGCACUGA